Molecule: messenger RNA, 1245 nt
Organism: Debaryomyces tyrocola
Lineage: Eukaryota; Fungi; Ascomycota; Pichiomycetes; Serinales; Debaryomycetaceae
Source: the annotation of a GenBank genome assembly
AUGUCGACGUUGUUUGGCCAGAGUAGUGCUUCAAGUGGAACGUCUGGUAAUCUUUUUAGCCAGCCUCUUUCUAGUAUAAGCAACCAAACAUCUAAUAACAACAUCAACAACAACCAACCCACAUGGUUUCAGAACCCUAAGAAAAGAACCAUUCCUAAUCAUUUGGUACCAAAACGAAAACCCGGGUUUCAAAUAUCUUCCACGUCAACGUCCAAGAAGGACUCAGAUGAUAAGAAGGACGCUUUACGAUCUAAUAAUUCCAGUCAAUUUAACUUAUUGUCAUUUGGAACAUCUCAAAGAAAAGCAUUAACUUCAAGCGGAACAAUGGACCGUACUAAUAGUGUUGGAAGCUUGUAUGAUACUAGUGUAGGGGAUAUAAGCAAGUAUGAGAAAACAUUCAAUGAUACCUUAACUGAUGAUUUUCCUUUGUAUAAUAAUGAUGAUGAUUUACCACCGUCGAGAUCUAUUUAUGACUUGAAUGACGAAGUAUUAAUCUCUCUCAACAAACCAGCUAACCAGCAUGCAGAUGCCUUUAUUAACAAGGAUCCUAAAAAUUUUAAUAACGUGUUUAACAGAGAUGAUGCGUUAAAGAACAAUUCUGAACAAACCAAUGAAGAGAACCUUAAAUCUAAUCCUUUGCAAAAUGGAGAGUCAGCAAUAUUAAUAUUUGGAUAUCCCGAAAGUAUGGCGAAUCAAGUUAUUUCCUAUUUUCAAGAGUUUGGAACCAUUUUGGAAGAGUUUGAAAUCACUAAGCAAAAGAAUACAUUAUUAAAACACUAUCAAACCAAUAAUAGCUCAAAUAAAAGGCAUCAAAUUGUUCCUAUUCUAAGUGGAAGAUCAUGGGUAAAAAUUACCUUUGAUAAUCCUGCUUCAGCGAUUGACGCGUUGCAAGAAAACGGGUGUGUGUUUAAUGGCGUGUUACUUGGUGUUAUACCAUUUAGUAAAGACGCUAUAGAAAAAUUACAGAAAAGAAAAUUAGAAGAAGGUGAGGAUAUUGGAGGUGGAUUUGAGUAUCAAUUAAGCUCAUUUGAUAAAUCGAGUAAGGGCGAUAAUGCAGUCACAGGGGACUCCAACGAUAUUCAAGGAUCAUAUAUUACUAGACUAGACAUUAGAGACGGCUCUGGAUUAUUCUUACAACCUAAUUCAACCGAUCCGACGAAGUCAGAAGCGGAUAAGAAGAAAGAAGAGAAUUUAGGAUUUGUAGGUAAAGUUUUCAGAUACUUUUUUGGCUUCAACGAAUUAUAA